UGGAUGAAAAUGGAUAGGAAGAUGAACAUGUUUACAUAUUCAAGAUGAGAUAGCGAGACACUAAAAAAUUCGCUUCGUUGUAUCAUCACCGAUGGUUCCUUUAAUGAUAAUUUUGUUUUACAAUGGACCAAAGUUAGGGACAUUCACCAUGCAGAUAACGUGGUAAUUGGCUAAAAUAUGAGUAGUGGUGUCAGUUCCCCCAACAUUAGCAUAGUUCCAGGCUCGCCAAAACCGUACGACUACCUGCUCAAGUUUCUCUUGGUUGGAGACAGUGAUGUCGGGAAGGAAGAGCUGCUUGGGGGAAUGGAUGAUGGAGCUACAGAGUCUCCAUACGGAUUCUCUAGUUGUGGUAUCGAUUACAAAACUACAACCAUAUUAUUGGAUGGAAGGCGUGUGAAGUUACAGUUAUGGGACACUUCAGGCCAAGGACGAUUCUGCACCAUAUUCAGGUCUUACUCCAGAGGAGCCCAGGGCAUUCUGCUGGUUUAUGACAUUACCAAUAAGUGGUCAUUUGAUGGCAUUGACCGUUGGAUCAAGGAAAUUGACCAGCAUGCACCCGGUGUUCCCAAGAUUUUAGUUGGCAACCGUCUCCACCUUGCAUUCAAACGACAAGAAAGUCUAGGAGAAGAAAUAUUGAGACUUUCGACAGAUGAAAUAGUCACAAGAACAAAGCUAUUAGAAAAUGAAAUUAAAAUUAUGAAAAGUGAAAUUCUCCGCAUCAACCAUGACUUAACAGCGACCAAAGAAAAGAUAAAAGAAAAUACAGAGAAAAUCAAAGUCAACAAGACUCUGCCUUAUUUAGUUUCCAAUGUCAUAGAGUUACUUGACAUGGAUCCUCAAGAGACUGGUGAGGAGGAUGGGGCCAACAUUGAUCUGGAUGCACAGAGAAAGGGCAAGUGUGCUGUGAUCAAAACUUCUACUCGACAGACCUAUUUUCUACCUGUCAUAGGCCUGGUGGAUCCUGAGAAAUUAAAUCCUGGUGACUUGGUGGGUGUCAACAAAGACUCAUACUUAGUACUUGAGACCCUUCCUCAGGAAUUUGACUCUCGUGUAAAGGCUAUGGAAGUAGACGAGAGACCAACAGAGCAGUACUCAGAUAUUGGUGGACUGGACAAACAGAUACAAGAAUUAAUAGAAGCUGUAGUUUUGCCAAUGACUCACAGAGAACGAUUUGAAGCCCUUGGUGUACAGCCACCCAAAGGUGUGUUGUUGUAUGGUGCCCCUGGUACAGGUAAGACAUUGCUGGCCAGAGCAUGUGCUGCACAAACUAAGUCCACCUUCUUGAAGCUAGCUGGACCGCAGUUGGUACAGAUGUUCAUUGGAGAUGGAGCCAAGCUUGUGAGGGAUGCCUUCGCACUCGCCAAAGAGAAACAGCCAGCAAUUAUCUUCAUUGAUGAGUUAGAUGCCAUUGGUACCAAGCGUUUUGACUCUGAGAAAGCUGGAGAUAGGGAAGUACAAAGAACCAUGUUGGAACUCCUCAACCAGAUGGAUGGAUUUCAACCCAAUGCACAAAUCAAGGUUAUUGCUGCCACAAACAGAGUUGAUAUCCUUGACCCAGCCCUCCUCCGUUCUGGCCGCUUAGACAGAAAGAUUGAGUUUCCACACCCCAAUGAGGAGGCCAGGGCACGCAUUCUGCAAAUCCAUUCCAGGAAAAUGAAUGUCAGCAAAGAGGUGAACUAUGAGGAACUGUCAAGAUGUACUGAUGACUUCAAUGGAGCUCAGCUGAAGGCUGUGUGUGUUGAGGCAGGUAUGAUUGCUUUGAGGAGAGGAGCUACAGAGCUAGCCCAUGAAGAUUACAUGGAUGCCAUAAUAGAAGUACAAGCUAAAAAGAAGGCCAACUUACAAUAUUAUGCAUAGUGCUACAUAAUUAGAGACUUGAAGACCUUGAUAAGAUCAAGGAUUUGUGAUCCACACACAUCCAGUGCUUGUUUAUCGCAUGUUAUUGUGUGGAAAACACAAGACAGAAUCUUUAAUUUACAUGAGAUUCUGCUUAACAAGUGUUCAAUGAUUGUGACGUGGAGAUCUGAGAAAUAUGUAUUAUAAAGACAUUUUGUGACGUCAUUUACAAUUUCCAUGGUUUUAUAAUAAUGUCAUGUUGAUUGUAAUAAACUUCAAGGAAUAGA
Ylistrum balloti is the source of this 2123-nucleotide messenger RNA. RefSeq names its product 26S proteasome regulatory subunit 6A-B. The transcript is spliced from 17 exons. The record is from RefSeq and is a predicted model, not a curated record. Gene Ontology annotation, biological process: proteasome-mediated ubiquitin-dependent protein catabolic process. Gene Ontology annotation, cellular component: proteasome regulatory particle, base subcomplex. NCBI's taxonomy places the organism in Eukaryota, Metazoa, Mollusca, Bivalvia, Pectinida, Pectinidae. The coding region runs from base 178 to 1857 and encodes 559 amino acids. Gene Ontology annotation, molecular function: GTP binding; proteasome-activating activity; ATP hydrolysis activity.